Messenger RNA from Vanessa tameamea, 1907 nucleotides. RefSeq names its product putative fatty acyl-CoA reductase CG8306. Gene Ontology annotation, molecular function: alcohol-forming very long-chain fatty acyl-CoA reductase (NADP+) activity. The record is from RefSeq and is a predicted model, not a curated record. Gene Ontology annotation, cellular component: peroxisome. Bases 132 to 1664 code for a protein of 510 amino acids. The transcript is spliced from 12 exons. Gene Ontology annotation, biological process: long-chain fatty-acyl-CoA metabolic process. NCBI's taxonomy places the organism in Eukaryota, Metazoa, Arthropoda, Insecta, Lepidoptera, Nymphalidae.
UCUCAACGCGCGGUGAACACGCAAAGUUGUGUGCUGUUGAGUUUAUUAUUGUGUCGUGAUUUCUAAAUAACACUGCAAGAUCAUUUUAUUGACAUAACUGUAAUCUAAUUAACCAAAGAACAACCGUAAAAAUGUCAGAAGAAACGCAAGUGGGCGCGUUUUACGCCGGCAAAAACAUAUUUAUAACCGGCGGCACCGGCUUUGUAGGAUUGUGUCUUAUUGAGAAAAUACUACGUACAAUACCUGAUGUUGGAAAAAUAUACUUAUUAAUGAGACCGAAGAAAGGCAAGGAGAUAUCAGAAAGAUUGCAAGAGUUUCCUACGAACCCUGUAUUUGAGAAACUCCUAACAACAGAAUCAAAAGAUGUCUUCAACAAACUUGUGCCAAUAUCCGGUGAUGUGGGCUCUCAAGACCUCGGCAUCAGUAGCACAGAUCGACAGACGCUUAUUGAUAAUGUCAAUGUUGUUAUCCAUUCUGCUGCUACACUAGACUUUGAAGAGAGCUUGAAGCCAACUGUCAAAAUCAAUAUAUUAGGGACUCGGCAGGUUAUGGAACUUUGUCAACAGAUUAAAAGCUUAAAGGUGAUGGUUCAUGUGUCAUCUGCUUAUGUAAACUCUUAUUUAAAGGAAGUUGAUGAGAAGGUUUAUGAUUCACCAGCAGAUGUUGAAUCAGUAAUCAGCAUGGCUGAUAAGCUAACGGAACAGGCGUUGAUUGAUUUGGAGAAGACAAUAUUAAAAAAACAUCCAAAUACCUACACAUUUACGAAACAUCUCGCUGAACAUGAAGUCAAGAAGUGUGCUGAUAAAUUCCCUUGUACAAUAGUCAGACCGACGAUGAUUGUGGCGUCAUGGAAGGAGCCGGUGAUUGGCUGGACUUGUUCUAAAGUUGGACCACAAGGGUUCCUUAUGGGAGCAGCUAAAGGUGUUGUCCGUAGACUUCCUCUAGCGAAAGAUAACAUAGCGGACUACAUUCCGGUCGAUGUGGUGGUUAACCAGCUCCUUGUGGCCGGCUGGAACGCUGCUACGUCCGAAUCUGGGCUCACGGUGUACCACUGUUCGUCUUCAACUCAAAAGCCAUUCAGAUGGUCAAUAAUAGAACCUGUAAUUAAUGAUAUACUACAUAACUAUCCUCUUAAAAGCGCUGUGUGGUACCCGUAUUUGAGUUUUGUUCCAUCUCUCUGGCUGUUUCGCUUGUCUGCUAUAUUCGUUCAUUUCAUCCCGGCUGUUCUACUGGAUACAUUAUUGAGGAUAAUGGGAGGAAAACCGAUAUUGUUUCGUUUGCAUAAAAACGUAUGGAAUUCACUCAAUCGUCUAGAAAUAUUCAUAUUCACCGAGUGGAAGUUCCACAAUAAAAAUACGAGAGAACUUAAUGAUAAACUCAACAAGACGGACAAGGAGAAAUUUUAUAUAAACAUCGAGAGUAUGUAUUGGGAGGAGUAUUUUGUGAAUCUACAUUUGGGCGUACGAAGAUAUUUGAAUAAGGAAAGUGAGAAAACAUUACCGGCUGCGAAAAACAAGCAAUCAAUUCUGAAGAUGGUACAUAUAGUAUGGCAAGUUUUAGUGAUUACUUUAGUAUGGUUCAUAUUCGCACUUGUCACUGGGCUCACUAUGAUCCAGACUUCAUGGUGUCCACCUGUCAUUUACUUCUUUUACAGUCUUUUAUAGAUUAUAUUUUAAUCCGUCAGGAACAACAUCACAGAAUUUUUCAAUGGAAUUGUUUCAAACUAAUUAAAAUUACUACCAGUAUUUUUUUUACAAUUGUUUUAAAAUGAGUAUUAUACAUUUAUUAUUAUUAUAUUUUGAUUUUAACAUUUUUAUUUGUUGUCUUCAAUUUAAAAAUAGAAUCUCAUUAUGCAGAUCAUAGUGUAAUAUUAGAACAUUACAAUGAGCCACAAUAAUUUUGGAUCA